Molecule: messenger RNA, 708 nt
Organism: Cornus florida
Lineage: Eukaryota; Viridiplantae; Streptophyta; Magnoliopsida; Cornales; Cornaceae
Product: protein S40-6-like
Exons: 1
Coding region: 329-613 (94 amino acids)
Source: RefSeq, a predicted model, not a curated record
AUAAAAAUGUGUUAAAAGGGUCAUACAUGCUCUAAAACUCUCCAUCUUCCCCAUUACCAAAAUCUUAAAUCGCAAUACAUAAGAGAUUUAAAAAAAAAAUCUUAAAGAAGUGUAGUCUCUGGGGGUUUUUCACAUCACUUGUAAUACCUUCUUUUUGCUUGGUUUUUAUUCAAGCCUUACCAUUCAGACUACAAAAAUGACAAAAACUUUGAAAAGCUCUCCUUUUUUAUUCUGAUUUCAUUCUCUUGCACCCUUAUUUUCCUUCUUUUUUUUUAAAAAAAAAAAAAAAAUUCCAUUUAGGAGCAGUAGUACUACCAGUGAGGCCAAGAUGGCUCAGGGGUCAUCAGCUCCUUUGAAUAUUCCUGACUGGUCAAAGAUUUACAGAAACAGUACUGCAAAGAAAGGUGAUGAUGUUUAUGGCUAUGGGGAUUAUUAUGAUGUUGUUGAUGAUGAUGAAAUGGUGCCUCCACAUGAAUAUAUAGCUAGGAAGCUUGCAAGAAGUCAGGUUUCUUCUUUCUCCAUGUGUGAAGGGAUUGGAAGGACACUCAAAGGAAGAGACCUCAGCAAAGUGAGGAAUGCGGUUUUAACCAAGACUGGUUUCCUAGAAGAGUAAUGUUAUUGAGGCCUAAGAGUUUGAACGAUCCGUAUCCAGUCUUCGACUUUGUAUAUUGUUCAAACUCUUUGACUGUAAAAUUAAUAUCGUUCUUA